Messenger RNA from Adineta steineri, 564 nucleotides. Lineage: Eukaryota; Metazoa; Rotifera; Eurotatoria; Adinetida; Adinetidae. The record is from the annotation of a GenBank genome assembly.
AUGAAUAACCUUCAAAUUCUUCAAAAUGCACAACGUGUACUUCGGAUUCAACAUUCAAGUAUUCCUAUUGUUUUAACUCGUCUUCAAUCGGACUCCGUAGUUAGAGAUAGACCAUGGGAUAAAAGUACACGUGCAGUUGUUCAUGAACUUCCUGAUGUUGGUUCACCAGCAGAAAUGAAAAGUCGACAUUUACCGGGUGUUAAUCCUCAUUCACCUAUGGCUAAUGAACCACAGAGUAAUAAAAAUGCUGUUAAAGGCCGUCUUGCUGGUACUCAUUUUGAUUUAAGUACUCAAAAUUGGGAACGUAAUCAAAACAAAGAUUUUCGUUCACAAAUGAGACAGUGGGAUAUUCAACAACAAGUUUUUAAAACAUCACGUUUAAUUAAACAUCAAGAAUAUGGAACAUUCGAAUCAAAUCGUGGAAAUAUUAGUGGACGUCCAUCACCAUCAAAUUCAACACCAAUAUCUUUACAUGAAACAUCGAAAACAAAAUCGGAUCAUACUCAACAAUCAUUAAAAUCUGCAAAACAAGCAGCAAUUAAGCCGCCAGCAUCGUCACACUAA